Oncorhynchus tshawytscha (Chinook salmon) is the source of this 2155-nucleotide messenger RNA. RefSeq lists its product as uncharacterized. The coding region runs from base 337 to 750 and encodes 137 amino acids. The transcript has 4 exons. The record is from RefSeq and is a predicted model, not a curated record. Lineage: Eukaryota; Metazoa; Chordata; Actinopteri; Salmoniformes; Salmonidae.
UUGAACCUUUGAAGAGUGUUCUCUGUCUGUGUCUGUCUCUGCUCUCACUGCAGAUUAUAGAGAGAUUGGUUGAUUGAUUAUCAGAGAGUAACUUUACCAACGCUACCUCUGCUAGCUUCUCUCUGGGGUGAGGAGACAGAGAACACAGGGAGAGGAGAGGACAGGCGAGAAAGAGAAGAGUGGAGUGAAAAAGCAGGGAAGAGUAUCAAAAGAAGAGCUGAGGACUGACUGAGGAGAGUGGGAGGACCAGGCCUCUGAGUGGUCUGAUACAGGAAGAGCGUUAGGGAGAGAGGGAGGGUGUAGACCCCCUGUUGCCCCGCUGUUGGGAUAGUUACAAUGGCAUCGCCUCCAUUGAUGUACCACGGGGCAAUCAGUAAACUGGACUGUGAGGAUCUGCUGGGGAAGAAGGGGAAGGAUGGAGCCUACCUCAUCAGAGACAGCGAAACAAUCCAAGGAGCCAUGUGUCUGUGUGUCUAUAAAAAGAAGGUGGUGUAUACCUACAGAAUCCUCCAGACCCACACUGGAAGCUACACCCUGCAGACAACGUCUGGUGUAGAGGAGAAAUUCUUUAAGACGUUAGAAGAGCUGGUCCGCCAUUAUAAGCGUCGGGGGCAGGGAUUGGCUCAGCAUCUGCGCCACUCAGUCAAGCGGAAGACACUGCUACAACUUCCCGCCCCCAAUGUCAUCGACGAGGUGCCUGAUUAUGAAAAUGUGGAUGCAUCAGACUACGUUAUUGUCCUGCCCUCCUGAUGCCUGUAAAUAUCUAGGUGUGGUGCCUGCAGGCAGGUUUUUUUUUUAAAUCCUGAUGCCAGGGGCGGAUUGGUUAUCUGCCAUUUGCUCGAAAUGCCAGAUGAGCUGGUCAAAUGUUAGCCCAUAGGGCCUGUCUAAUUCAUUUUUUUUUUAGCUAAAUUAUCAUUAUCUGGCUAAUACUGUAAUUGGGGCCUCUAAGGAAAAAAAUGGGCUGGUGUGUUAGAAAUGCCAGGGCUGAUUUUUGGUCUCAGUCCGCCCCUUCCUUAUGCAAUGUGUUGUGUGCUGUUCUGUGUGCUAGGGAUACUGAGAUUGUCAGAGAGAAUAGUGUUUGUCUGGUUGUUGAAGUGGAAGUUAAAAUCAAAUUUGAUUUGUCACAUGCAUGGAAUACAACGUGUGUAGACUUACUGUGAAAUGCUUGCUUACGAGCCCUUUCCUACUAUGCUGAGUCAAAAAAGAUAUAUAUAUAUAUAUAUAUAUAUAUUUAUAUACUAUAAAAUAUAUAGUAACACAAGAGGAAGAAAAAAACAAGAAUGAAGCUAUAUCAUAAAAAUAAUAUUUUGGUGGGUGCUUAUAUUUGUCCUGUCUUACACAUCUACAGGUGUGUAUUAAUACGCAUGUGUGAAUUGGAAAUUAGUUUUUUGCAUAAUCCACUCUCCCGGAGAGACCUUCGGAGAGUGGGGUAACAGGACUACCAGUAUCAGUACCAUAUCAAUGUGUAGAAGUACAAGGUUUUUGAGGUAGAUAUGUACAUAAAGGCAGCGUAAAGUGACUAGGCAUCGGGAUAGAUAAUAAUAGUAAAUGUAUGUGGGUUUGUGAGAGAGUCAGUGUAUGUAUAAUAUGUAUAUAUCAUCCUGUGAGUGAAUAGUAUCAGUGCACAUACACUCCAUAGAAACCUCCCAUAGAAACAUGAAUAUCUUUUUGUCACUAUGGCAUUCCGAAUAGAGUUUAUUUACUUGUAAAGAUUUAGGCCUACUCUGGAUAAGACUAAGCUGUAAUGUGUAAAUGUUCCUAGCUUAAAUAAAAAGUUUGUAAACACCAGUAUUUAUCUACUUUUCCCCUAACUAAAUUAAAAUGCUGUUAUGUAACCACACAAUUGUUGUAACAUAACCCCCCCCAUACACCAUACUCAGUCUGGGCUACAUAGACAUACACACUCAUGCUCACACACAUCCACUUGUUUUUGUCACACUUGUUUUCUCACCUCUCUGCAAGGUCCCCUGCUGUAGACAGUGUGUUUCACUUUCAGCCUUCCCUGAACCAGAGGACACUGGGGUGUAAUCAUUACGUCUUGCGAUGGAAACCGUUUACCGUCUAAAAACUUAAUGGAAGCAAACGGAGCAAACGGAACGAAAUGGGAAUAGACCUACCUGAAUUUGUCCAAUAUGCACUCUCUUUUAUCGUUGCA